Messenger RNA from Exophiala xenobiotica, 2155 nucleotides. RefSeq lists its product as uncharacterized. The record is from RefSeq and is a predicted model, not a curated record. Gene Ontology annotation, molecular function: hexose transmembrane transporter activity. NCBI's taxonomy places the organism in Eukaryota, Fungi, Ascomycota, Eurotiomycetes, Chaetothyriales, Herpotrichiellaceae. Gene Ontology annotation, biological process: monosaccharide transmembrane transport. Gene Ontology annotation, cellular component: membrane. The transcript is spliced from 3 exons. Bases 269 to 1771 code for a protein of 500 amino acids.
CCUAUCUCAACUUUCGGACACACCCUCCAACUGAAGCUCGCGAGGGUUUGUCUAGGUGAACCACUCAACACCGAAGGUCUGUUGCAGUUUGCUUAUAGACCUGUUGUAUAUCCGCAGUCCUGGUGCCUGGAACGCGGUUUGAAGGACAGCAAAAAGGACACUCCUCCCAUCCGUGUCAUAGCAACAUUCGGUACGCCCAUCAACCAUCCAACACAAGCUGCUGGAUUGCCGUCCGCUGAAACUAUACGGCCGAAGGUCAAACGACAUCAUGGGCCUCUCCGCGAAACUGAAAUCCUGGUCCGAGGAGUUGACGCCUUACUUCAUCUAUCUCCUCUUCGUCGCGACUUUGGGGCCACUCUUAUUCGGGUACCACCUUGCCGAACUCAACGCUCCUCAAGAGGUCAUCACAUGCGAGAAAAAGUCGCCCAGUCCUUUGUCCGCGGCUCUGCCCCAGUGCAUCCCCAUGGACGCAGCGCAACUCGGUCUAGUUUCUUCCAUCUUCACACUCGGCGGUCUCGUCGGCGCACUGGCCUCCGGCGCCCUCGCCGCACGAUACGGUCGACUCUUCGUCAUGCGGAUUAAUACGCUGCUCCUGGCUCUGGGGCCCCUUGGCGAGACGCUAGCUCCCAAUAUCACUGUUCUAGCUUUGGGACGACUCGUCUCGGGUCUAGGUGCAGGUGUGUCUGUCGUGGUCGUGCCGAUAUACAUCUCGGAAAUCGCCCCUCCCAAGGAGAAAGGCUUCUUCGGCGCCUUCACCCAGAUCGCGACGAACGUGGGCAUUUUCACGACACAGCUGCUCGGCUACUUCCUGAGUCACGGACAGAUGUGGCGCGUCAUUCUCGCGGUCGCGGGCAUAAUUGGCGUCGCACAAUUUGUCGGUCUGCUGUUUGCGGUCGACAGCCCGAAAUGGCAGGCCAAUCAUGCCAAUCCACGACAGGCCAAGGACAAUCUCAAGCGGAUUAGAGGACAUAAGGCGGAUCUCGGCGAAGAGAUCGAGGGGUGGGGGUUACAGCGUGAGCAUGAGCGGAAUGAAGAAGAGCAGACCCUUCUCACAAACGAAGACCACGUCCACCACGGCCCUUCCGAUACGUCCGCGCACCCCGACAGCAAAUCUCAAACUCAAGCAUCCGUCGGCAUUUUCUCUGUUCUCCGCGACCCAGCAAGCAACCGCGCCAUCCUCGCCGUCGUUGUCGUCAUGAUGGCCCAACAACUCUGCGGUAUAAACAGCAUCGUCAUGUACGGCGUGUCUCUGCUGGCGGACCUGUUGGCGGCCAACUCGGCAUUGCUGAACAUUUUCGUCAGCAUCCUCAACAUCGUCGCGACAACGGGGUUUGCGCCGCUCGUCGACGUGCUAGGCCGGAAACCGUGCAUUCUCGGCUCCAUCGCCGGCAUGGGUGUGUCGAGCGUGAUGCUUGCUGUAGGGAUCCGUAGCUCGAUCCCCGUACUCAGCGCCAUAUCGGUGCUCCUUUUCGUCGCGAGUUUUGCGUUCGGACUCGGUCCCGUGCCGUUUAUUCUGUCGAGUGAGCUUGUGGGCCCCGAGGCUGUGGGGGCGACGCAGAGUUGGGCAUUGGCAGCGAAUUGGAUCUCUACGUUUGUCGUUGCGCAGUUCUUUCCCAUGGCGAAUGCGCGGUUGGGCAAAGGUAUGGUGUAUUUCAUUUUCGCCGGGUUGGCGGCGCUGUUUUUCGUCUUCGUUGGUUGGUACGUGCCGGAGACCAAGGGUAAGAAGGAUGUCGAUGAAGUUUGGGGCAGGACUGGGAGGAGGGAGGAUUGAGGUAGGAAGGGGAGUGCACUGAGACGGGAUUGAGAUAGGAACGGAGGGAGAGAAGAUCGAGUGUAGGUCCUGAAGGAGACAUGACUGUGAUUGAGGGCCUAGGCAACGCUCUGUAUGUGGUGGGUUAUUACGCAGGUGGACAGGGCUGUUUGGCAAGAAAGCAGGACCGGUGAUUCUGGAAAUCCGACCCGUCAUCCGAGCAUAGGGGCAAGCAUGAUGGGCAAAAGGGCUGGGAAGGGGGUCUCUCGACCCAUGCAACAGGACGGAGGAUAGCAGAAGGACAUGAGAGGUGCACGUAUUCAAUGAUUCGGAAACACACUGAGCCUCUUGAAUUCCAAAGGCCCAUGACCAUGCCGGUCAAGGGCACUCUUGUCCAAUUAAACA